Molecule: messenger RNA, 1895 nt
Organism: Apaloderma vittatum (bar-tailed trogon)
Lineage: Eukaryota; Metazoa; Chordata; Aves; Trogoniformes; Trogonidae
Gene: ANKRD13A
Product: ankyrin repeat domain 13A
Exons: 15
Coding region: 1-1776 (591 amino acids)
Cellular component (GO): cytoplasm
Molecular function (GO): protein binding
Source: RefSeq, a predicted model, not a curated record
AUGAUGAGUUCCCCCGGCAGGGCCAGCAGCGCGUUUCCCCUGCACGUCCUGGUCUGGAAUAAUGACUACAGGCGGCUGGACGAGGAGCUGCAGGACAAGGAUGUUGAUCAACGUGAUCCUCGAGGCCGGACCUUGUUGCACCUGGCUGUUUCCUUGGGUUAUAUAGAGUCUGCCAAAGUCCUCCUUCAGCACAAGGCAGAUGUAACUAAGGAGAAUGCCCAGGGAUGGACAGUUUUACAUGAGGCUGUCAGUACCGGAGACCCAGAGAUGGUACAAAUGAUUCUGCAGCAUCGGGACUAUCAGCAGACCUCAAUGACACUUGGAGGAGUUCCUGAAUUACUCCAAAAGAUUAAUGAGACUCCUGACUUUUAUGUGGAAAUGAAAUGGGAGUUCACUAGCUGGGUCCCGCUGGUUUCUAGAGUUUGUCCAAGUGAUGUCUGCCGCAUCUGGAAAAGUGGUUCCAAGCUGCGGGUCGAUAUCACUUUGCUGGGCUUUGAAAAUAUGAGCUGGGAGAGAGGAAGGCGAAGUUUAAUUUUCAAGGGAGAAGAUGCUGGAGGUUGGGCAGAACUGAUUGAGAUCAAUCAUGACGAUAAGUUUGUUACAACGGAGCGUUUUGAGAUUUCCCAACACAUGAAGCGUUUGACGUUGGGAUCAAUGACACCCAAAAGAAAAGAUGUGGAAAGACGCCUUACAUCUCCAAUCAUUAACACGUGCCUUGAUACAAAAAAUAUUGCUUUUGAAAGAACCACGUCUGGAUUCUGGGUAUGGAAGACAGAAAAAGCGGAAGGUGUAAAUGGUUACGAAGCAAAGGUAUACAUUGCAAACAAUGUGAACGUGGUCACAAAAAUCCGAACCGAACAUUUAACAGAAGAGGAGAAGAAAAGAUAUAAAGCUGACAGGAACCCCUUGGAGUCAUUUCUGGGUACGGUGGAGCAUGAGUACGGUGCCCAGAGUACGACCAAGACAACAGAGUAUGCUACAAGUAACAAUCCCACUGCUAUUACUCUGGAGGAAUACUUUGACCCAGAAUUUGAUUUGAAAGGUAGAGACAUAGGAAGACCAAAAGAAGUCACCAUUCGAACGCAGAAGUUUAAAGCAACCUUGUGGAUGAGUGAAGAGUUUCCCUUGUCUCUUAUGGAACAAGUCACUCCAAUCAUUGAUCUGAUGGCCAGAACUAGCGCUCAUUUUGCCAGACUUAGAGAUUUCAUCACUCUAGAGUUUCCACCAGGAUUUCCUGUCAAAAUUGAAAUUCCCCUAUUUCAUGUGCUGAAUGCCAGAAUUACAUUUGAAAAUGUCAAUGGCUGCAGGACGGCUGACAAAACGUCAUCGCAGAUGGCUGGAGCUGUGCAGGGCGAUUCGGGUGCUAGUUUCGAGGUUGACCAGUCAGUGUUCGAGAUCCCCAAAUCUUACCACGUCCAAGAUGACGGCAGGAACAUACUUGUGCAGGAUGAAGAUAACGAGAUCAUGCAGUUUGCCAUCCAGCAGAGCUUGCUGGAGUCCGGUGGAAAUAAAGAAGCGGGGGUGCAUUCCAACGGAGCAGUUGCGCAUUCACAGGACUUCAACAUACAGUACCAAAGGGCACUGCAGGAGAGCUACCUAACGAGCUCGGGUAACUCGCACUGCAGCACCCCCAGUGAACCUUCCAGUUUUGAAAAAGACUUACAGCUCGCCAUGGAGUUGUCUGUCCGAGAGCAGGAGGAACGGGAGAGGCAGCGUCGUGAGGAGGAAGAUGCAGAGCUUCAGCAAGUUUUGCAGCUUUCUCUGGUGGAAAAAUAACUCCUGGGCGAUUCUCCUGAAAUAAGGAUGACCAAAUCUGCGUCAAAGGGAAGGCUUUCAGAGGUGUCGGUCUGAAGAGCACUCCUCGAUUGCCGAAGUAAACAUUUCGCCUGCCUUCU